Molecule: messenger RNA, 507 nt
Organism: Funneliformis geosporum
Lineage: Eukaryota; Fungi; Glomeromycota; Glomeromycetes; Glomerales; Glomeraceae
Source: the annotation of a GenBank genome assembly
AUGGAAGAUAAAAGAGAAAAAAAAUACCAAGCAGAAGCCACCAGAAAAGUAGUAAUCAACUGUCUUUAUAGUCAUUUUAAAAAUACUCCCAAAAAAUUGAAAGUGGUCUGCGAUUGGGACGAAGUAAUUCAACCGCUUGAACCGAAAGUUCAUUCCAUUUAUACUGAUAAAGAUAUGGUGAACAGUUGCUUGCCAGUGAAAACCGCGAAAGGCACUAGUUAUGGUUUGGGCGCAAGAAGCAUUAAAGGCAAGGUUGAUAAAAUAAAAAACGAACCUGAUUUUUAUGAACGUUCUCCGUUUCUUACUUUGGCCAAAGAGUUGUUAAAAUUAGUGAAAGAAAAUAAAGUGGAAGUAAUUUUCCUCUCUGCUUACGAUAAAAGGGCUUUUCCAAAUGGAGACCCGCGAAAAAAGAAAAUAUUUAUUGAGACUUUUGGUAAAUUUCCAAGUUGUUCGUUAAACUUGCUGGGAUUUGAUAGCGAGGGUCAAGGACAGACCAAGGAUGAAUGA